This is a messenger RNA of Pelobates fuscus (common spadefoot toad), 1326 nucleotides long. RefSeq names its product tektin like 1 (gene TEKTL1). The record is from RefSeq and is a predicted model, not a curated record. Bases 101 to 1291 code for a protein of 396 amino acids. NCBI's taxonomy places the organism in Eukaryota, Metazoa, Chordata, Amphibia, Anura, Pelobatidae. The transcript is spliced from 8 exons.
CCAGAGAUACAUACACAGACAGAGGAUCUAAGAGACAGACAGAGGUGAUAGCAGUGGAAAUGAAGCAAUAGACCACUAGAGGACAUUAGCGGUUGUUGUCAUGACGACUCCUCGAGUGGGCUCGGCCACAUGGCGAGACGCCUCUUAUCGAACAAUGAAUGUGGCACGUGCCCUUCAGAGGCGUCCAUUUACUGCUAUUGGUAACAGGCAACAGUUGAAAAGUGCAGAGUCCGAAACCAGGAGCAUCUCGAGACAAUGUAUAGCACCUCCACCAUUCCACAGAGACUUAAUGGCACAGACAUGCAAUGCUGUCGCACUGACCUACAUGCGAGAUGCGCGAGUUUCAAUGUAUCGUCUGAGAACAGCUCUUCUUGAGACCAACCGCCAUAUUCAAAGACUGCACAAAGAGAGAGAUAUCUUGGAGAAGGCUCAUGCUAAUGUGAGGAAAGACAUCGUCACCAAUCAAGGAACAGUCCAGAUCCGGAAUUUAAGGCCAAAGAGUGAGAAGUACCCAGAUAAAGUUGAUACUUCUCUACGAGAGGAGGAAAAAAGCCUUUUAGAUGAGAAAAAACAUUCAGAGAUUCAGCUGCACGAAGUCUCACGACAACUUAAGGCUCUGUAUGUUAACCGCCAGAAACUAUCUGAGUUUUGUAAAGAAAGGAGUCGAGUACUAGAUCUUGUUGGCGAGACUUCCAAACCACCGGCUGUAGGACAAGAGAUGCCUGAAAACAACAAUCACCUCUGGCAAGACAAGACAGCCUGCUGGGAUGUAAUCAACCAGGCACAUGCAACUUGUAAGAUGUUCCGAAACACACAACCCCCAAACUGGCAGAAACCAGCAGACCUGCGAGAAAUGAAAGAGGGCAUCACAGGGGCACUUCGCAGGAAGGCUAACGAGAGUUCUCGUAUCCGGGAGGACUUGACCCUCACAUUGGGAGACUCAAGAAACUUUAUCCAGAGAGAGCAAAGGAUUCAUGAUGAGGUAGAGCAGAGCUACAACCUUCAGCUGGGUCCUUUGGCUAGCACAGAUCUUACGUUACGGGAAAGUCUGACUCGUCCACUGGUAAAAAUACUUCAGAGACAUCCAGUGACCCAGCUGCCUGAGAGCACAUACACUGCAGAGGGCUCAGCCAGCCUCCAGAAAACUCUGGAUAGAACUCGUCAAAAAAUCGGAAUAGCACAGUUCACGCACCAGCAGCUUAAGAAUGACUCGGAGUGCAAGCUUUCGGGCCAACGCUUAGAUCAAGCCGCAGCAAGACUGCGAGACCGGAGUGCGAACAAACGCCGAUAGAGAUUGUGCUACCAAUAAAUACAUACCUGGGUGCA